AUGGGCAAAAAAGAUAAAUCAUCGUCCUCGUCAUCAAAAACAAAAUCAUCAGAGGAACAAUCACAACUCCCAACCAAUUUGGAAGUUAAAAAGACUGAUUCUAGUGAAUUCCCUCUCUUGUUGAAGAAUUAUGAAAGUUUAAAUUCAAGAACUGGACACUACACUCCUAUUCCAGCCGGUAACACACCAACCAAGAGAAAGCUCGAUGAAUACCUCAAAUAUGGUGUCAUCAAUUUGGAUAAACCAGCAAAUCCUUCUUCUCACGAAAUUGUUGCAUGGGUAAAGAAGAUUCUUGAAGUUGAAAAGACAGGUCAUAGCGGUACAUUGGAUCCUAAAGUUACCGGAUGUUUAAUUAUCUGUUUGAAUCGUGCCACUCGUUUGGUGAAAUCACAACAAGGUGCUGGUAAAGAGUACGUUUCUAUUUUGAAAUUAAACGGAGACGUCCAAGGAGGAAUGAAGGCUGUUGAGGAAGCUUUGAACACAUUGACCGGAGCAGUUUUCCAAAUGCCACCAGAAAUCUCUGCCGUUAAGAGACAAUUACGUAUUAGAUCUAUUUAUGAUGUUAAACUUUUUGAAUUUGAUCCAAAGAGCAAUAUGGCCGUUUUCUGGGUUAAAUGCCAAGCAGGUACUUACAUUAGAACUUUGUGCGAUCAUUUAGGUUUGUUGUUGGGAACUGGAGGUUCAAUGUUUGAAUUGCGUCGUGUUAAGAGUGGUGCUUUGAGUGAAAAAGAUUUCCUCUACACCAUGCAUGACGUUUUAGAUGCUCAACAUCUUUACAAGACCUCCCAUGAUGAGAGCUAUUUGAGACGUAUUGUGAAACCAUUGGAAAUUUUGUUAGUCAAGUAUAAGCGCAUCAUUGUUAAGGACAGCGCUGUUAACUCAAUUUGCUUUGGUGCUCAACUAAUGAUUCCUGGUGUUUUACGUUUUGAUGAUUCUAUUGAAACUGGUGAAGAAGUUGUUCUUGUCACUACAAAGGGUGAAGCCAUUGGUACUGCAUAUGCAGUUAUGACCUCAAUUCAAAUUCAAUCCAUGGAUUAUGGAGUUGUUUGUAAGACAAAGAGAGUUAUUAUGGAUCGUAAUACUUAUCCAAGACGUUGGGGUUUGGGUCCUGUCUCAAAGUUGAAGAAGGAGCUCAUCCAACAAGGAAAGUUGGACAAGUAUGGCCAACCUAAUGAAACUACUCCUGAUGUUUGGUUGAAUAAUUAUCGUGAUGUUUCUGCAAACAAAUGGUUCUUCUUACAAAAGCCAGCAAUUAACGCAGCUCUUGGAAAGAAGAAUGAGAGACAAGAAAUUUUGGACCAAAUCAAACCAAAGAGUGGAGCUGGAGGAAACCAACAAGAAUCUAAGAGUAAGAAGAUUGACUUGAAGAAACCAACUCCAAAGAAAGUUGAACCAGUUCAAGAAGAUGACGAAGAUGACAAGAAGAGAAAGAGAAAGGAAGAAUCUUCAGAGUCUGAACAAGAAAGCAACAAUGGCAAGAAUAACGAAAGCAGAGCAGAGUGUUCACAGAUAUCGAUGAUGAAGCUCAAGAAAGAAUAUCAACUUGAAUAUUGA
Molecule: messenger RNA, 1554 nt
Organism: Naegleria lovaniensis
Lineage: Eukaryota; Heterolobosea; Eutetramitea; Acrasida; Naegleriidae
Exons: 1
Coding region: 1-1554 (517 amino acids)
Biological process (GO): snRNA pseudouridine synthesis; box H/ACA sno(s)RNA 3'-end processing; mRNA pseudouridine synthesis
Cellular component (GO): box H/ACA snoRNP complex
Molecular function (GO): RNA binding; pseudouridine synthase activity
Source: RefSeq, a predicted model, not a curated record